GUGUCAACUCGCACACCUUAGUGUUAAGUAAUCACUUUUACUGAAAAUUAAAAUUAUAUUUCAUAAUGUAUAGUACUUUUUUAUUUUGUUUAAACAUGGACAAGUUCAAAUAUAUUCAAAUUAUUUUAUUCGGCUUCUUGAUACUAAAAGGUAUUUCAUAUUUUUAAAAUCAACAAGGAAUAUGUGACUUAUUCCCUGCAAAACCAGACCUAAUCACUGGACAUUUCUCACGAUUCAUACUCAAAUUUCAAAUCGAAUAUAUAAAAAUGUAGCUCCCUAAUAAUUCUAAAAAAUGAAAUGUUAUUUUUAAGAAUCAAGCACAAACCCUUUACCAAAUGAAAACAAAUGUUCACCACCUUCACAGGCGCAAUACGAACAAUUCCCUUACAUAGUGUUUCUUAGAAUGCAUUCAAAUGGAAAAAUAUUAUGUCAAGGCACAUUGAUCGAUGUGAAUUGGAUACUAACAUCUGCGAAUUGCAUUGAUACUACAGACAACAUUCCAUUGAACGAUAUUGAUAUUGCGAUGCCAAAUAAUAAAACACAUGAGACCAUUUUGAAGCCGAUAAAAGUGAUACAAACAAAAUACAACGAUGUGGCAUUAAUUGAGAUGGAAAAAGCCAUUAUUGCCACUAUUGUAGCACCCAUCGAAUUGGCCGCUGAAGAUAAACUUGCGAACAAUACGGAAUGCGUUGUGACCAGUUUUAAAAAGCAGUCAAACAAUGAUUUAUCACUCAUAUAUUGGAACACGGCUAACAUUUCAAAACAACCAUAUGAUAAGGGCGACUGGUACUUAGAAGAUACGAUUUGUCAUUCACAAAUAUGGAAUUCAUUACAGAACAUAACCGAUAAUGGAACUCCUUUGGUCUGUAAUAAUCAUCUAUAUGGCAUAUACUCACUCAAUGAACCUAAGAUAUUUAAUAACAUUUUGAAGUACAAAAAUUGGAUCCAAAGUGUAAUCAACCCAAUAACUUCUAAUAAAAUGUCAGAAAAACAUCCGAACUAUUUUGUAUUCAAUAAUAAUUUGUUGUCUGAUACUAAUUCAAUGGUAACAGAUGGAGACACAACAGAAACCGAUACGAGUAAAGAGUCUUCAACAGAAACUGAAGAAACACGGAUUCAUUCGAAACCAACAUCUUCACCAACUGACUUCACUCAAGAAGAAAGCAGAAGUACCAAAGUGUACGUAGAAGAUUCUUCUGUAAGUACAGAACGCACUGAAGAUAACGAAAGCACACCGUCUAUUGAUUCAUCUUCAGAAGCUACAGUAGAAACACCAACUUAUUUGACAACAGAGUCAGACGAUCCUACCUCUUCAACACAAUCAUAUUCGUCUACUACUAUUAUUAAACCAUUUACCACGGAAAAAUCUACUUCAAGCCCGAGUCCUCCAACCACUUUAACUGGAGAAACAGAAUCAACCGAGGAAACCGAAGAAACUUCAGAUAAACCCAGCUCUGAACCUCCUAUUACUCAAUCUUCAACUACAGAGAAAUUUACAACGAGUUCAAAUCCUUCGACGACUGUAACUGGAGAAACAGAAAAAACCAAAGAAACUAAAUAUACCGAAGAAACUGAAUCUACUGAGGAAACGGCAUACACCGAAGAAACAGAAUAUACCGAAGAAACUGAAGAAACCUCUGAUAAACCUAGCUCUGAACCUCCUACUACUCAAUCUUCAACCACAGAGAAAUUUACUACGAGUUCGAAUCCUUCGACGACUGUAACUGGAGAAACAGAAAAAACCAAAGGAACUAAAUAUACCGAAGAAACUGAAUCUACUGAGGAAACGGCAUACACCGAAGAAACAGAAUAUACCGAAGAAACUGAAGAAACCUCUGAUAAACCUAGCUCUGAACCUCCUACUACUCAAUCUUCAACCACAGAGAAAUUUACUACGAGUUCGAAUCCUUCGACAACUGUAACUGGAGAAACAGAAAAAACCAAAGAAACUGAAUAUACCGAAGAAACUGAAUCUACUGAGGAAACGGCAUACACCGAAGAAACAGAAUAUACCGAAGAAACUGAAGAAACCUCUGAUAAACCUAGCUCUGAACCUCCUACUACUCAAUCUUCAACCACAGAGAAAUUUACUACGAGUUCGAAUCCUUCGACAACUGUAACUGGAGAAACAGAAAAAACCAAAGAAACUGAAUAUACCGAAGAAACGGAAUAUACUGAAGAAACAGAAUAUACUGAAGAAACUGAAUCUACUGAGGAAACGGCAUACACCGAAGAAACUGAAGAAACCUCGGAUAAACCUAGCUCUGAACCUCCUACUACUCAAUCUUCAACCACAGAGAAAUUUACUACGAGUUCGAAUCCUUCGACAACUGUAACUGGAGAAACAAAAGAAACUGAAUAUACCGAAGAAACAGAAUCUACUGAGGAAACGACAUAUACCGAAGAAACGGAAUAUACCGAAGAAACAGAAUAUACAGACGGAGCGGAUACUGAAGAAGCAGAUUACUCCGAAGAUAUCGAACCUGUUACUCAAUCUUCAACCACAAAAGUAUCAACAUUAUCCCCGAAACCAUCAAAAUCGUCAAAAACAGAUGCUACAUCAGUGACUUAUGAUGAUACGACACCAAUAACUACAAUAACUCCUGCUCCUACGAGUCAGUCAUCCGUAGAACUGAAAACAACUACAUUCGAUUAUGGAUCAGAUACAACGACGACCGCGAUGGACACUACGUUUACUACAACUGAGAUAAGCACAGAAGUAACAUAUGAAAUUUUUGACCCUAAAGAAACUACAACAUUUGUGGACGAACAAUAUGAAGAUAAAUCGAGUUCCCAAAUAAUAUCUAUUCAUACAAGUUUAAUAACAGUUAUAUUUUGUAUCGUAUAUCAUAUUAAUUUGUAAUUUAUCUAUAGUUACUUGAUUUCAAUAUGUACAGUUUAAAAAAUUUUAAAAUUUUAAAAUUAGAUACCUAGGGGCAUUUAAAAAAACCAAAUUCAAACGUAUUAUGAUUAUAAACAAAUCGUGAAUUGUAUUCAAUAAAUAAAUCAAAAUUAUAUGUACGCAUUGUAUUUUAAAUGUAAAUAAAUGGAAUAAAUAAAACAACACAAAUUAAUCGAUAUUAAAAAU
Molecule: messenger RNA, 3088 nt
Organism: Metopolophium dirhodum (rose-grain aphid)
Lineage: Eukaryota; Metazoa; Arthropoda; Insecta; Hemiptera; Aphididae
Exons: 6
Coding region: 404-2863 (819 amino acids)
Biological process (GO): proteolysis
Molecular function (GO): serine-type endopeptidase activity
Source: RefSeq, a predicted model, not a curated record